Naegleria lovaniensis is the source of this 1629-nucleotide messenger RNA. RefSeq lists its product as uncharacterized. Gene Ontology annotation, molecular function: protein binding. Lineage: Eukaryota; Heterolobosea; Eutetramitea; Acrasida; Naegleriidae. The transcript has a single exon. The record is from RefSeq and is a predicted model, not a curated record. The coding region runs from base 1 to 1629 and encodes 542 amino acids.
AUGUGGGUCGAAUACUUUAAAAAGUCAACUUCAUCAUCAACCACGACGACAAGUAGCACUAACAACCAAUCGUCGGAAGGUGUUGAUAAUCACCCCAAUUGUAUCCUAUGUGGUCAAUCAUUCUCUCACAAUGAAUUAUGUAUCGGAAUGAAUUCAGUGGUUGGAAUGGAAUCACUCUUUCCCUAUCACCCGAGAAGAUCCCUAUCAAAAGUCUUGAACAGUGGUGUUUGUUCUUUUGAUUCAGCCACAUUAACAACAGCAAAUUCAAAACCAUGUUAUUUACAUUUGGAUUGUUUCAUUCCACAAAUCCACAGACCUUUUCAAUGCAUGUUUGAUUAUGAAGAAAAAGGUCCCAUUGAGAAGGAGCAUCAACAAGAACUUUCUCAACUUAUUGUGAAAUGGCAAGCCAUGAGACGGAAUGCCAAUGCAAAGAAGAAGAGAAAGAAUAAGGAACAAGAGAAGAAGAAGAAGGAGAUGUUAGAAAAAUCCUCAAAGAUUGAAGAUGAAGACGACGAGUCGUCAUUUCUUGUAGAUGAAGAAGAUUCUCACAAACCUCAAAAAAAGAAAUCCAAAACGUUCAAGAGUGGAGCAAAAACAUCUUCCAAAAUGCUUGAAGUUUCCAAUCAGGAAUCAACUGGUCGCAUUCAAACAAGACUUCAACGAAAGAAGAAGGAGCAAGAAAAGAAGGAAGCAUCCAAGAUGGAGGAAGAUGAAGAGAAGGAUCUCAAUACCUCUUCAUUAGGAGAAGCAACCACUCAUCCAGAUUCUUCGUUCACCCUGAUGACCGUGGCAUCCUCCUCUACAGAAAAUUCAGAACGAAGAGUCUCUGAAUUGAGUGAACAGUCAGAAGAAUCGUCGGCAUCCUCUCCUUACUUGUUAGGUCUAUCGGAUGAAAUUUGGAAUGAAAUCUUACAAUAUCUACCUUUCGACACACUUUUGCAACUUUCACAAGUCUCUCGAACCAUGUUCUAUUAUUCUGAGAUGAACUCUUUGUGGGAAGCGUUGUGUGUGAAAUUUUUAUGUCCCAAUGCACGCCACGUCCAAAAAACGUAUUUUCCACAACUUUCCAAUGACUUUAAAACACUCUUCAGGAAAUUAUAUGAAAAUUGUUGCAUUCAAUGUGGUGAAUAUUUAAGAUUGGAUGUUGAGCUAGAUCGUUCGUUGAGUCUUGCUCAAUCCAAAGGUUCCAUUCAUGUACCUUCUCAUCCUGAUUAUUACCAUUAUUUGGUGGAUCAUUGUGUGUGUGGAAAGUGUCAAACUUCAAGUGCCUUCUCGACCAUUUCCAAAACAGAAGCCAAACGAAUUUUUUAUGUGAAUGAUCGAGAUUUCAAUUCGUUGCGAUGUAUGAAGUCACCCAAUCCAUUUCAUCGUUCAACUGCCAUGUUUAAAUUCUUGAAAGCACCACUCCAACGAAUUCAUAACAAGAAUGUCGAACAAGUCGUGAAAGGAUUCUAUAUUUUCUCAAAGGUGCAUUCUCAGCAGGACUUUUUGAAAAUUAUUGAACUUGCAAAACAUGGCAAGUUUGGAAAGGAUUGUAAAUUGUAUCAAUUAUUGAAUUGUUCGACCAAACAAGAAGUUACGUCAAAUGCAAUUUGUGGAUAUAUUGAUACCUUAGAGUUGAGUGAAUAA